This is a messenger RNA of Heteronotia binoei (common prickly gecko), 920 nucleotides long. It is a transcript of the gene HSBP1, whose product is annotated as heat shock factor binding protein 1. The record is from RefSeq and is a predicted model, not a curated record. Gene Ontology annotation, cellular component: nucleus; cytosol. NCBI's taxonomy places the organism in Eukaryota, Metazoa, Chordata, Lepidosauria, Squamata, Gekkonidae. Gene Ontology annotation, molecular function: transcription corepressor activity. The coding region runs from base 120 to 377 and encodes 85 amino acids. Gene Ontology annotation, biological process: cellular heat acclimation. The transcript has 4 exons.
GUCUCGCGAGAUCUCGCUGGGCUGUUUGACGGGGGAGAGGAAAUCCCCGGGCGAGGCCCGGAAGCGCUUCGAGAGUCGGGUCUGAGCAGGAGUCUGAGGGGGAGCCGGAGCGAACCAGGAUGGCCGAGACGGACCCCAAGACCGUUCAGGACCUCACCGCUGUGGUGCAAACCCUGCUGCAACAGAUGCAGGACAAGUUUCAAACCAUGUCUGACCAGAUCAUUGGCAGGAUCGACGACAUGAGCUGUCGCAUCGACGACCUGGAGAAAAACAUAGCGGAUCUCAUGACUCAAGCCGGAGUGGAGGAGCUGGAAGGCGAGGGCAAGGCGGCGGCAAACAAGACUGCUUCGAGUGAGAGCAACUUUGAAACGAUUUGAUGUCUGCAGACCAAAGUGGGCAGGGAUGGCCAGUCGCGAGCCGUGGCUGCCAGGCUUGCCAAUAAUCUUGGAUGUCAGAAAGAGAAAUUUUUACCAGCUUACAGGGAUUUCAAGACUGCAUUUGUUUGGCUUUGAUUUUUUUCAACUACUGUGUGUAAAAGCAUUUUUUCUACCGCUGUAGAUCAUGCAUUCCUAAUGUACCUUGUAUAACUAGAUUUGGAACCGUUUCUAUUCUGCUUUGGUGCAUAUUUGUGGAUUUCACACACUUCUUUUGAACGGUCAGGGUCUCUAUGCUUCCGUUAUUAGAAACACUGUUUUGAUGGUCAACUAAAAUACUAACAUUUGAAUGGAUUUUUGUGAAAUCACAUUUGGGGAGAAAAAAAAAAAAACCCUUCCUCACAGGAGGUUUUAUGUUGAGUUCUUUUUGUAAUUCUUUUCACUUGGGUGGCUAAAAUUUCUAUCAGCCUGCACAACAGAUUUGUCAUAUGAGCAUGAGACAAUUGUGUGGAGUCGGGCACAAGAAUAAAGCUCAAUGUUCUGAAA